Messenger RNA from Coccinella septempunctata (seven-spotted ladybird), 3404 nucleotides. RefSeq lists its product as uncharacterized. The transcript is spliced from 2 exons. The record is from RefSeq and is a predicted model, not a curated record. NCBI's taxonomy places the organism in Eukaryota, Metazoa, Arthropoda, Insecta, Coleoptera, Coccinellidae. The coding region runs from base 295 to 2820 and encodes 841 amino acids.
ACCUAUCGAAUCUAAGAUCUAACCUCUAAUGAAACACCGACGUUCAAGGAUUUCUUACCUGAAUUCUAUCAAUCUUAAGAUACAAUAUGCAAUUAUGAUCAUCCUGAUUUGUAAUUACAAUGAAAACAACCCAGGUACAACCUCAAAUCCUUGCUUCUGAAGAAGAGAUAAAUAAAGUCUCGAAAGCUUAAGCUGAAGGAAAAAGAGUUUUACUUACCAUUGUCGCUUUCCCAAUAAAUACCAAGACUCUACUUACAUAACCGACAAAUAUUUCCCUCUAUAUCUAACUACAGAAUGGGUUUCUUUGAAGACAUGAGGAAUAUCCACGGCCAACAGCUAGUAGUGAACCUAAAGGAAUAUAACAACAACCUACACAAAAUUUCUAAUUUGAAAAACAGGAGGAUCUUUCUUUUACGCUGCAGAGAACAGAUGAUCACCCCCACACACCUACAAGGUUGCAUCAAAAGACUGGACUCUAUGAUAGAAUUCAAGGAUGCCCGAACCGGACAACAGGUCAAAGAAUUCAACAGCAAGUUAGGACGUAAAAUACUCACAUUUCAGAUCGAUAUUACUAUAAAAAACUUGAGAUUCUUGGAUAGUAGACAAUCUGUGCUGGAUAAUUCAAUUUCAGACAUUUUAUCUGAGCACACUUGGAACGAAUUCAAGAGAAAAACCACUAGUAAAGUUAAUAGAGCUUUCCAUCGCAAUAAGGAAGCCAACAGGAGAAAAUUUGAAAGCCUAGAAAGUACACAGAGAAAGACCAUUGUGACACAAGAUAAAUGGUUGAAGAAUCUCACCGGACUCCAACUACCCAGUGAAGUAAAAACCUUUUUGUCUUUGGGUCCGAAGUUCUCACUUGUACCACAAAUCAGGGACAUACCAAUUAUCGAACUUCUAGCAACAGUAGAAACCUACAACACCAGCAGGAACAAUAACGAGUGCAACAUCAUAAGAGCCAAAGUAACCAACGUUAUCACAAACCACCUACAACAAUCGAAAUCCACAGGAUUACCCUACAUUACUCGAUUGGAAAAUUCAACAAAACGCUUUCUUAGAGAACACCCAGACAUCAUAGUCACUCAAUCAGACAAGGGUGGAGUUACCGUACUGAUGGAGAAAGAAAAAUACAUAAACCUAGCAAACCAACAACUCGGAGACCAAGAGUACUACCAGCAAAUUUCUAAAGAUCCUACGAGUACAAUCGAACAAAAAUUAAACAAGAAAGUCAGCGAGUUGAAACAAAAGAACUACAUCACCCCUGAAGAAGCAAAAGAGUUGAUGACCUACGACGGCUUAUGCCCCAAAUAUUAUGGCUUAGUCAAAAUUCACAAACCUGAGCUAUCCCUGAGACCAAUUAUUUCAUCGAUUGGCAGCCCAACAACCAGGAUAUCACAAUUCCUGAAAGAUAUUCUCUAUAGAGCAUACAAUUUCAACAAUACAUACUACAUUAAGGACUCAUUCGACUUCACACAGUCUAUUAACAAUUUCAAAGUACCACCAGGUUAUAGGAUUGUAAGCCUAGACGUCGUAUCACUUUUCACCAAUAUUACGAUCGAAACAACAAAAAAGGCCAUCGAAUAUAACUGGCAAAGAAUAGAACAACAGUGUCAAAUUCCAAAGAAAGAAUUUAUGGAGCUGAUCGAGUUAGUGUUUAGUUCAAUAUAUUUUGCAUUUGAUGGAAAAUUCUACAGGCAGUGCAUAGGUACACCAAUGGGCUCAAAAUUAUCACAAAUAAUAGCUGACUAUGUCAUAGAUGAACUUCUAGAUGAGUGUAUACCCCAGUUGACGUUCAUAAUACCUUUUUGCAAAAAAUACGUCGACGACCUCAUCCUCAUGAUACCCGAAGGAAAACAAGAUGAGAUCCUCAACGUUUUCAACAGUUUCCAUCCAAAGAUUCAAUUUACCAUUGAAGAAGAAUCCAAUAACUGUGUUCCAUUCUUGGACACAAAAGUGAUCAGAGAAGAUGAAACAAUUAAAACCGAUUGGCACAGAAAGACAACAGCUUCAGGCAGAUAUAUACAUUACACCUCAUACCACCCGAUGAAAAUGAAGAUUAACCUUAUCCUAAACCUGAAGACCAGGAUCACAACGAUCUCACACCCGACAUACCUUGACAAAAACCUGAAGACCUUGGCAGAGUUGAUGGAACAGAAUGGUUACCCCAGAUCCUUGGUAAGAAGAUUAGUCUUCAACACCCCCAACCAUCACAUGCAUGAACAACAAAUGGAAAAUACAAAUAACGAGCGACCACCAAGAGAACCACCAAGAGAAGAAAAUCAAAACAGAAAAAAGAUAAUAAUACUACCCCAUAUAGAAGGAUUAACACACAAGAUAACAAAACUAUUGAGCGACGACAAUACCUUCAUAGCAAAAUACAAUGUAAAAACAUCUAAAUACCUGUACAGUAAACUCAAAGAUACAACACCCAAAGAGAGAAGACCCAACGUUGUCUACAAGAUACCGUGCAACAAUUGCAGCGGAGUAUACAUCGGAGAAACGAAGAGAACGAUGAAUAAAAGGAUCACAUCACACAAGAGUGAUUCUAGAAGGAACAUCCAAGCCUGCGCACUAGCUCAACACGAAAACACGACUGGACACCACAUGAAAUUUUCUGACUUAGAGAUCCUAGAUACAGAAACUAACAGUUGGAAGAGAAAAUUUAUAGAGAUGAUCAGGAUAACCCAAGAACCUAACGCAAUCAACCACAAAAAAGACAUUGAUAACCUCAGCGCAAUUUAUGCGAACCUAGUCGAGAUAGACAAAAUGUCCAGAAACAGAAACCCCAUACAGAUGGAUACAGAUACGGAUAGAAGAACCUAGUAGUUUCCCCACGGCCUUUUAAUAUACCUGUUGUCACCUAAUAAUAAAGAAUAAAAAAUUAAAAUAAAAUCAAAAAAAUGCUCUGAACUAAUUCUAACAAAAAGAGAACAAAAAAUCCACUCAGAUUGUUAUUUGUCAUUGUUUAAUGUAAGACAUUCCUAACAACUACCUAACACAAAGAAGAAGAGUCGACUUGUCAUCAAGUCACCAAUGAUUUCCCUGUGCGUCUGUGGUCUCAUGUCACUCAUAACCUAUCGAAUCUAAGAUCUAACCUCUAAUGAAACACCGACGUUCAAGGAUUUCUUACCUGAAUUCUAUCAAUCUUAAGAUACAAUAUGCAAUUAUGAUCAUCCUGAUUUGUAAUUACAAUGAAAACAACCCAGGUACAACCUCAAAUCCUGUAAGUAAUUAUAUUUUUCAAAUACUAUGCCUACAAAUACUAACUCCUCUAUGUUUUAUAGUGCUUCUGAAGAAGAGAUAAAUAAAGUCUCGAAAGCUUAAGCUGAAGGAAAAAGAGUUUUACUUACCAUUGUCGCUUUCCCAAUAAAUACCAAGACUCUACUUACAUAACCGACAAAUAUUUC